Messenger RNA from Lactuca sativa (garden lettuce), 1638 nucleotides. RefSeq names its product serine carboxypeptidase-like 17. The record is from RefSeq and is a predicted model, not a curated record. Lineage: Eukaryota; Viridiplantae; Streptophyta; Magnoliopsida; Asterales; Asteraceae. Gene Ontology annotation, molecular function: acyltransferase activity, transferring groups other than amino-acyl groups; serine-type carboxypeptidase activity. Gene Ontology annotation, biological process: secondary metabolic process; proteolysis.
CCAUUACAUAAAGAGAUGGAAAUCUUUAAGUUCCAAUCUUAAUUGUUUAAAAUAUUUUUUCUUAAAAGCAAACAUGAAACCACGGUCACAGUCUCACCUUCAACCUUUGAGCCUCUUUAACGGCUUCAACAUUCGCUUCUUGUUGUUUUAUGUUUUUAUUCUAUUAGUUUCAUUGGAGGUCAUUAAAUCAGGGUUCGUGGUUAAGAAACUGCCAGGUUGGCUUGGUGAUCUUCCUUUCACACUCGAAACCGGUUAUGUUGGUGUAGGAGAAUCCAAUGACGUUCAAUUAUUUUACUACUUCAUUGAGUCUGAAGGAAACCCGGAAAAUGACCCUCUUAUACUUUGGCUUACCGGAGGGCCCGGUUGUUCUGCUCUUUCUUCCAUUCUUUAUGAAAUAGGACCCUUCACUUUCAACUAUGCAAAUUCCACUUUGAAGAAACCAGUGUUCGAGAUAAAACCUCAUAGUUGGACAAAGGUGGCCAACAUAAUAUUCCUCGAUCAACCUGCUGGGACCGGAUUCUCUUAUGCAAAAAGUCGUGAUGCUUACAUAACAAAUGAUACGUUAUCAUCAAUGCAUGGAUACGAUUUUUUGAGGAAGUGGCUUGUGGAUCAUCCUAAAUUUCUCAACAAUCCAUUUUAUCUUGGUGGUGAGUCCUACAUGGGCAUAGUGGGGCCAAUGAUUAUUCAGGAAAUAUACAAAGGUAAUGAAGUUGGAGAAGGGCCAAAGAUAAACAUCAAGGGGUACAUGCUUGGUAAUCCUCUAACAGACACAAAUAGCGACUAUAAUUCAAGAAUCCCAUUUGUUCAUCGUGUCGGACUCUUAUCAGAUGAAAUCUACAAAUCGACUAAAAAAAAUUGCCACGGAGAGUACUUUAAUAUUGUAGAUCUUGACAACAGUCGUUGCAUAAAUGAUCUUCAAGUCGUUGAUAAGUGUAUUGGAAGAAUUAACAAGCCCCAGAUUCUAGAACCUGCUUGUGACACUUCAAAUACCUUAAAAUAUGAUCUCUUCGGGAGGAAGUUAAGAUCUCUUGACAAGGCCUCUAUGGAUAUGUGGUCGUUAACUCAAGUUCAGAUACAAGGGUGUCGCGAUGACCAUUAUUUAUUCAGUUAUGUAUGGGCUAACCGUAGAGACGUGCGAGAGGCUCUUCAUAUUGACGAGGAAUUUGAUAAAAUCGAGUGGGUACGGUGCAAUGAAACCCUAUUUUUUUAUAUAGAUAAGGAACCCAUUUCUUACACACACAAUGUCCUAAAUACUGUUGCCUAUCAUAGAUACCUUGCUAAUAAAAAUUGUCGAGCUCUUGUAUACAGUGGAGAUCAUGAUAUGGUGCAUCCAUAUUUGGGAACAAUGAAAUGGAUUGAAUCUCUAAAUUUCUUAGUUGUAAAUGAUUGGAGACCUUGGUUUGUCGACAAACAAGUAGCGGGAUACACCAUGAAAUAUUCACACCAUGAAUACAACUUGACAUUUGCUACUUUGAAGGGAGGAGGUCACACAGCUCCAGAGUACAAACCUAAAGAAUGUUUCAACAUGGUGAAAAUGUGGCUUGCUAAUGAUGCUUUGUAAGCAACAAUAGUGGAGUUUGAUAUUUUGUCUUAUAACAAGGGAUUCAAGCUCACACGUUAUAGUGGAAGUUUAAAUAA